This is a messenger RNA of Telopea speciosissima, 705 nucleotides long. RefSeq lists its product as uncharacterized. Gene Ontology annotation, molecular function: zinc ion binding; nucleic acid binding. The transcript is spliced from 2 exons. NCBI's taxonomy places the organism in Eukaryota, Viridiplantae, Streptophyta, Magnoliopsida, Proteales, Proteaceae. The record is from RefSeq and is a predicted model, not a curated record. The coding region runs from base 1 to 705 and encodes 234 amino acids.
AUGGGGAGCAUCAAUUCCUCUUUGAUAUAUCCUGAAAGGCAAGGGGUUCCGGCCUCAAGCGGUUACCGAAGCACUUCUGCGUGCCUGGAACACGAAAGGAAAAGUCGAGGCAUUCCCCGUCAAGGAAAGAACCUUCACAUUCCACUUCAACAUGAGUUGGAUAUUGUAAACGUCCUCACGGAGGGACCAUGGGCGGUGGCUGGUGACCUUAUAGUUUUGGAACAAUGGAAUAACGAGGAGAAGUGGAACUUCGACAGGGUGGCGUUCUGGAUUCAGAUCCAUGGAGUCCCGCUGGAGCUACAAGACCUGAAGCUAGAACUGCAACUGGGUUCCAAGAUUGGCCACUCAUCCAAGGCAAUGAUUAUCGAUGGUAACCAGUUUGGUGAAAGAAUCCGAUUCCUUCGUGUCCGAACGAGUGUCAACAUCUUGAAACCUCUAAAAGACCACCUUACUCUGCAAAGGAAAAAUGGUUCGCAGUUCAAAAUCCAAGUCAAAUAUGAGCGUAUGCCAUUGUACUGCUACUACUGCGGUACCAUUGGACACGAGGAGAAUAGGUGUAUCUUAUGGUUCUCGGAAGAGCAAAACCACUGUCAGGUUCAUGGUUGCUUAGCGGGCUCAAGAUGUAAGCAACUCCCACGAGGCAGAGCUGGAACUGACAUUAGAGGAAUCACUCCUCCACCUCGAGUGAUAGAACAGGCUGCGUGA